This is a messenger RNA of Cryptomeria japonica (Japanese cedar), 2247 nucleotides long. RefSeq names its product abscisic acid receptor PYL4. NCBI's taxonomy places the organism in Eukaryota, Viridiplantae, Streptophyta, Pinopsida, Cupressales, Cupressaceae. Gene Ontology annotation, molecular function: protein phosphatase inhibitor activity; signaling receptor activity; abscisic acid binding. Gene Ontology annotation, cellular component: nucleus; cytoplasm. Gene Ontology annotation, biological process: abscisic acid-activated signaling pathway. The coding region runs from base 602 to 1276 and encodes 224 amino acids. The transcript has a single exon. The record is from RefSeq and is a predicted model, not a curated record.
GUCUGUUUUCUUACAGGCGAAAGAGAGAUAAUUAUCAAAAUUUCUUUUGUUCUACGCAGCCGUGCAGAGAGCUGAAGAAGAUGAGAAGAUGAGAUGGGGUUAAAGUUGGAUCAUGUUGGGGAAGUCAUGAUUUGGGGAAGGUUGGUUUGUUUGUUUGUUGGUGGGGUCGUUUGUUGCUUCGCCCGAGUGAUGUCACAGUCGGCCCCGACCUCUUGUUGGGGUUUUAAAAAUUGGAAAGCAAUUCAACCUCACAUUUCUUUCUUGUGUGGACAGAAUUGUUUACUGUUUAUUAAGUAGAGGAAGGAGGAGGGAGAAGGAGGGAGGGCCAUAUAUACAUAGGUAAUGGGCAUCCAUACCUGCCCUCCUUUCCAUUCCUCUCCUGUCUUUGUUCGCUGGCGAAUAAAAGCGCCGGCCAUUGGUGGACAUUGGUGGACAAGCACGUACCAAUCGAGAUCCAUCACCAAAAAUUUCUCCGCCCAGAAAAAAUCUUGGGCGGAGUACGUUGGGACUCGAUCCCGUGACCCCAAUCACUUGCCUUCCACAAAUACAGAGUGUGAGACUGCUUCUCUGCCUUGAGAUCUCACCCUUCCCUCUGUUGGGUAUGUGUCAGCCGCACCAGCUGUGGAUUUUCCCCCACUUCUCUAGGGUUGUGGGAGGUGGCGAAGAAGAAGAGGGGCAGGGGCAAUCUCGCCGCCUGCUACAGAGCGCCAUGAUGAGGGGUGAAAUGAGCGAGGAGGAGUACAUGGCGCUGCACAGUAACGUGGAGCGCUUCCAUGGAGCCGCUGCUUUGGGCGGGGGCGAGUGCCGGUCACUGGUGGCGAAGCGCAUCUUGGCGCCUGUAGGGGUAGUUUGGUCUGUGGUGCGGCGAUUUGACAGGCCCCAGGCCUACAAGAAUUUCAUCAGUAGCUGCUCCAUGAGCGGCGAUGGCAACGUGGGCAGCACCAGAGAGGUGCGUGUGGUUUCGGGACUGCCCGCCGCUCGUAGCACAGAACUGCUGGAGAUUCUGGAUGAGGAGCACCAUGUUCUGAGCUUCAGGGUCCUUGGUGGUGACCACCGCCUCCACAACUACAGGUCUGUCACUACGCUACACCAUUACCGCCCCCCUGCCCCUGCAACUGCCGCCCCUGUUACUUUCGUCAUUGAAUCGUAUGUGGUCGAUGUGCCGCUGGGCAACAGCCGUGAUGACACUCGCCUCUUUGUUGACACCAUUGUGAGAUGCAAUCUGCAAUCGCUGGCCCAUAUUUCUGAAGGUGCUGCCCGUCAUUUGACGGAAUGAUCGCACAGGUGGACCGGCGAAGCGGAGAUUCGAACUGGCGACCUCGGUGCAAUGUUGCGGAUGGAAUGCCCAACCUCGCUGCUGCUGCUGCUGCUGCUGCCGCUACCUCUGGUGAUUUGUUUAUAUUGUGCGGAAUAGUUUCUCCGUCGAGAAAUUUUAGCAGUUUUGGUUGUUUUCUUUAAGGCAUGGAAUGGAAUUUUAGGAUUUCAUCUUGUACCAGAACCAAGUAAAUACACAUGUCCAGUAGAGUAGAAAAUGCAUGCUUAUUGUGUAUCUAUCUAACUAUGCAGUUGUGGAGUUUUAGCGUAUACGCACUGUAUAUCUUACCUAUGCAAUUUGUAGAGUCAGAAGUGUAAUUGCUCCUAAUAGGCAGAUAUCAGCUGGAAUCGAACUGUCUAUACACACUAUGUAUGUUAUUGAAUAUCUGUCCAUACCGUGGCUGGAGUCCGAGUGUAUACACAUUGAAUACCUGUCCAUGUGGCUGGAGUCCUAGUGUGUACACAUUGAAUAUCUAUUCAUGUGGCUGGAGUCCGAGUGUAUACACACUGAAUAUCUGACAUUGUCUGGAAUCUGUUGUUGUACAUGGCUGGUUUUAUGGGGUACGGGGGGCUUGUCAGGGUCUAUAAACUUUGGAGCUGUGCUCUUUCUAAAUGCCUGGUUAAUCUGUUUGCUGUUUUCUCGUAGGUAGGAUGGUUAGGGUUGGAUUUGUGUAUUUGGAGGGCGGUGUAACAGUUGCAGAGCGUGUUCUAAAAUUUUUGAGUGCGAGCAUAAAAUAAAUUGUAUAUGCAGCAGGUACAUAUACUUAAUGCAUAUACCUCAAUUUUGCUAGAAGACUUGCACACAUUGUUGUACUUUAUGUACAAACGGGUAUAUGCUUGCUGUAAAUACUUCAGUUCGUUAUUAAUUGCAUAAUGCCAUGUAAUCUGGUGGACCGCCCAGUUGUUCAAUAUAAUGAUUCUUAGUUACAUGGA